GACAGCCAAGUCACUAUCUCAUGGUUUCUAUCGGGUUCCUCAUUUCUAUCUCUUCUUGAAGAUGAGCAAGAAUUCUGUGCAUAACAUUGCUACUUUGGAGCCUACGUUGAGACACACGCUGGAACGAAUGCUGUUUGACUUGGGGGAUGAAGAGCUAGAAAAAGGAUCCUUCUUGAAGAAAUAUUUUGGCCACUUCAAGAUGAUGAAAAAUAUUCACUGGGCUAAAUUACUUGACUGAAAAGGAACCUCAUUUUAUGCAAAACUUUAUAAAAGGCCUUUGCCUCUCGAGGUGACAAGAUGAUCAAUUCGACCACCACGGAGCCCCCAGAUGCACGCUGCUCCCAGAACGCAGUGAUCACUCAGCAAGUAAUUCCCAUGCUAUAUUUCCUAGUCUUCAUGGCAGGGAUUCUACUCAAUGGAGUGUCAGGAUGGAUAUUCUUUUACGUGCCUAGCUCCAAGAGCUUCAUCGUCUAUCUCAAGAACAUUGUGGUUGCUGACUUUCUGAUGAGCCUCACUUUCCCUUUCAAGAUCCUUGGCGAUUCGGGCCUGGGUCCCUGGCAGAUGAACGUGUUCGUAUGUAGGGUCUCAGCCGUGUUCUUCUAUGUCAACAUGUAUGUCAGCAUCGUGUUCUUUGGGCUCAUCAGCUUUGACAGAUACUACAAGAUCGUGAAGCCUCUGCUGUCCUCUUUCGUCCAGUCAGUGAGCUACAGCAAGCUGCUGUCAGUGGUGGUGUGGACGCUGCUGCUGCUCCUUGCGAUUCCCAACAUCAUCCUGACCAACCAGAGCGUGAAGAAGGCCGAACGAAUACAGUGCGUGGAGCUGAAAAACGAACUGGGACGCAAGUGGCACAAAGCAUCCAACUACGUCUUCGUGGGCAUUUUCUGGAUUGUGUUUCUUCUGUUAAUUAUUUUCUACACUGCUAUCACCAAGAAAAUCUUUAAGUCCCACCUGAAGUCCAGGAGGAAUUCCAUUUCGGUAAAAAAGAAAUCGAGCCGUAACAUAUUCAGCAUUGUGUUCGUGUUUUUUGUCUGUUUUGUACCUUACCACAUUGCCAGGAUCCCCUACACUCAGAGUCAGACGGAAGCUCAUUACAGCUGUCAUUCAAAAGAAAUCCUGCUCUACGUGAAAGAGUUUACCCUGCUAUUGUCUGCUGCAAACGUGUGUCUGGACCCCAUUAUUUAUUUCUUUCUAUGUCAGCCAUUUAGAGAAAUCUUACGUAAGAAGUUGCACUUCCCUUUAAACGCUCAGAGUGACCUCGACACUUUCCAAACCAAACGGGGAAACGCCAUGCAGGAAAGCACAGACACUCUAGUCCUUAAAGACCAAGUUAAAAGCAGGCACAGUUUGACGAAGGACUAGAAGCCUAUUUGCAGGAAAACAGUCGUCGUCUCUGAUUUGAAGCAGCAGAAUAAGCAGACAUCCUAAAAAUCACUUCAGAAACCUCUGAUUUAUCUCAUGGCAUUACUAAAGAAAGCACAUAUAAAUGAUGUACUUUGCAAUAAAAAUGGAAACUUUUUCUCA
Tupaia belangeri chinensis (Chinese tree shrew) is the source of this 1521-nucleotide messenger RNA. It is a transcript of the gene P2RY14, whose product is annotated as purinergic receptor P2Y14. Gene Ontology annotation, biological process: G protein-coupled receptor signaling pathway. Gene Ontology annotation, cellular component: membrane. NCBI's taxonomy places the organism in Eukaryota, Metazoa, Chordata, Mammalia, Scandentia, Tupaiidae. Bases 298 to 1359 code for a protein of 353 amino acids. Gene Ontology annotation, molecular function: G protein-coupled purinergic nucleotide receptor activity. The record is from RefSeq and is a predicted model, not a curated record. The transcript is spliced from 4 exons.